Molecule: messenger RNA, 1201 nt
Organism: Carassius auratus (goldfish)
Lineage: Eukaryota; Metazoa; Chordata; Actinopteri; Cypriniformes; Cyprinidae
Product: ADM2-like
Exons: 2
Coding region: 209-655 (148 amino acids)
Biological process (GO): regulation of systemic arterial blood pressure; positive regulation of heart rate; adenylate cyclase-activating G protein-coupled receptor signaling pathway
Cellular component (GO): extracellular region
Molecular function (GO): hormone activity
Source: RefSeq, a predicted model, not a curated record
UCCCGGGUCUCCUCCCUCUCGGUAUUUAAGCAUCUGCUCCAUCCUUGAGAGCCUGCAGUUUUCUGCGAUUUCAGUCUUACACACGCGUGAUUACAUGAAGUGAGCGGGAAACAUCGGUAUCCUCUCCAUAUCAGAGUGUCUUUUAAAGUAAGGGGUGAAUAAGUUCAACCUCAUUCUCUGGGACUGUAGGGGAGAACCAGCUGCUGGCAUGAAACCUCUGCUGCUCGUGUGUGUGUUUCUUCUGCCUCUGCAAACACUCGCGCUGACGCUGCGCAACAGAUCGAGUUUUCCCAGCAAACCCGGAAAGCUUUCAGAAACUAAGGGUGAUAUCUUCAUGGAAACCAUCACCAUUCCUUCAAUAGCUUCGAGUGUCGGGGCAAGGGAGCGCCGUGCGGUCUGGAGGGCCCUCCUGCAUAAAGGACCCCCGUUGAAACAGACCAACACAGCAGCCAAUCAAAACAGGGAACCUUUCCGGGAAUAUCGGCAUGACCUCAGAGGAUCACACAGUCAUCCACAGGGUCAGCGGAUGCGUGUGGGAUGCGUCCUCGGCACAUGCCAGGUACAAAACCUCAGCCACCGUCUCUACCAGCUGAACGGCCCACACGGACGGCAAGAUGCACCAAUCAAUCCCAGAAGUCCACAUAGUUAUGGAUAAGACUAUGACCGCACAACAAAAACCUAUCCAGAAAUAUGACAACAGAAGACCGCCGACACCAGCGGGGAACAAACUCAACAAAUGGUGUAAUCAAUGGUGUGCUGUCAUGAGAAAUCAUAUUCUCUUGAUCGCUUGAAAUAAGAGUUCAAAGUGCUUACUGUAACGUCCCCUAAACAAGCAUCUGUUAAAGCAACUCCUUACGAACUUCUGCAACUCUGACGUCAUCUAACAUUAACACACAGUAUGAUCGCCAAGAUUAACAUACAAGCUUCUAUUUCAGUGUUCAGAAACUUAGCCUGGCCUGGUUUUUGCAAGAAAUUGAUUAGUAUUUACAUUUCGAUUUUCACCGCAAUGUCUGAACUGUCUGAGAGCUGCUUCUUCAGCCUGGACAGUUGAACUCAGGUCAGUUCAGACAAUGCGGUGAAAAUCAGAGAUAAAAAAACACAUAUACUGUUCGGUUUCUUGCACAGGCCGAUCAUUUUGUGUCUUUACACAUCAAUGAAUCGUCACGGGCCGCAGGGUUUCAUUUGGUUUUGUUUGUGUAUG